Molecule: messenger RNA, 678 nt
Organism: Purpureocillium takamizusanense
Lineage: Eukaryota; Fungi; Ascomycota; Sordariomycetes; Hypocreales; Ophiocordycipitaceae
Exons: 1
Coding region: 1-678 (225 amino acids)
Source: RefSeq, a predicted model, not a curated record
AUGUCAGCCACGCUUGAGAAGCUGCCCACUGCGGCCCUGCUCAAGAUCACGGGUUACCUCCACGGCCCCCUUGACAUCCUUGCGCUUGCCUGCGUCAACAAGACCAUGCACGAGCGUGUCACCACCCGGGCGCAACAGAUUCUCGGCCCCAUCAUUGCCCGCAACAUCUUCGCUAUCAAUAUUCACGUCCUCCUGCGUGUUGCGUACGCGACGACCCUCUUCCGCGACUGCCUCCCCAAGCUCUCCGAGUUUGCGCUCCCGGCCCCCAUUCAGAUCCACGACUUCGCCGUCCUCGCCUGCGCUGCUCACCUCGCAGGCCACACGACGAAACUGGUCAUCAAAAAGGGCAUGGAGCUUGUGUUCAACCAGUCCCUGUGCCCUUUUACCCCCGUCCUGUCUUACACGACGGCCGCCUACGCCACCUGGCUGAACAAGGGAAUCUGCAUCCAACGUUGCGCCCUCAUCGACUACGCAGCGCGCAUCUGGCUCUCGAAGCAGAUGGCCGCCCCAGACAGCCCGCGCUUCGCCUGGAGAGACUUUCUUCUCGACUUGUACCCGGCCGAGACGGUCAACAACGGGCUCUGGUGCGAGCACUGGUGUUCCCUUGUGCAGGAUGCAUAUAUGCCAGAGGGUCAGUGGAGACAGCUCGUCACGAGAGCGAUUCAGGCGCGGCUAUGA